Thunnus maccoyii (southern bluefin tuna) is the source of this 771-nucleotide messenger RNA. RefSeq lists its product as uncharacterized. Gene Ontology annotation, biological process: phagocytosis, engulfment; positive regulation of B cell activation; defense response to bacterium. The record is from RefSeq and is a predicted model, not a curated record. Gene Ontology annotation, molecular function: antigen binding; immunoglobulin receptor binding. The annotation marks the transcript as partial. The transcript is spliced from 5 exons. Gene Ontology annotation, cellular component: blood microparticle; immunoglobulin complex, circulating; external side of plasma membrane. Lineage: Eukaryota; Metazoa; Chordata; Actinopteri; Scombriformes; Scombridae.
AUGGUUCAUCAGAUUUUAGAUGUCCUUUCUCUUGAUGGUCAGACUCUGACAGAAUCUGAACCAGCGAUUAAAAAGCCUGGAGAAUCCCACCGAUUGACCUGUACAACCUCUGGAUUCACCUUCAGCAACCACUGGAUGGGUUGGAUUAGACAGGCUCCUGGAAAAGGACUGGAGUGGAUUGCACUUAUCAGCAAUGGUGGUGGUAGUAGCAAAUUCUACUCUCAGUCAGUUCAAGGCCGGUUCACCAUCUCCAGAGACGACAGCAGAGAGCAGGUGUAUCUGCAGAUGAACAGUCUGAAGACUGAAGAUUCUGCUGUUUAUUAUUGUGCUCGAGACUCACAGCUCAGACUACAGGAGUUCUGGGCUGGUUUAUCUCUGAUUCACCCCUCCAGACAAUCAGAGGAAAAAUCUGGUCUGGGACCUCGAUCAAUGAUGGACUUUAGGACAGGACUGCUGCUUUUAACUAUCUGCUGGGCAGGUGUUGAUUCAGAAUCUGAACCAGCGGCUAAAAAGCCUGGAGAAUCCCACAAACUGACCUGUACAACAUCUGGAUUCACAUUCAGCAACUACUGGAUGUACUGGAUCAGACAGGCUCCUGGAAAAGGAUUGGAGUGGAUUGCAGCUAUCAGUAGAGAUGGUGGUAGUAGCAAAUACUACUCUCAGUCAGUUCAAGGCCGGUUCACCAUCUCCAGAGACAACAGCAGAGAGCAGCUGUAUCUGCAGAUGAACAGUCUGAAGACUGAAGAUUCUGCUGUUUAUUAUUGUGCUCGA